This is a messenger RNA of Saccostrea cuccullata (small rock oyster), 1519 nucleotides long. RefSeq names its product putative nuclease HARBI1. The transcript has 3 exons. The coding region runs from base 1 to 1134 and encodes 377 amino acids. Lineage: Eukaryota; Metazoa; Mollusca; Bivalvia; Ostreida; Ostreidae. The record is from RefSeq and is a predicted model, not a curated record.
AUGGCGUACAUGUUUGCUAUUUACGAUAAUUUUAUCGAUGAAAGUGACGAAUUUGCGCAUUUUUUGAUUCUUAGACAUUCAGUUGUAUGCCAAAUUCUUAUGCGGUUCUCUGCUAUUUUAAGGAGAAAACAUUUGCCUAGACUUGGUGGUUUCUCUGAAGAAACAAUUCCACAUUUUACAAACGAAGACUUUAAGCUUCAUUUUCGUAUAAGUAAAGGUAUGUUUGAAGAAAUUCUAGCGCGCAUUUCACCACGUUUGGUGACAGUUGAUCAUGGCGGUGGGAUUGCAGAGACACCGCCCUGUAAGCAGCUUCUAAUUUUUUUGAGCUAUAUAGCAAAUCAGGAAUCCAUGAGGGAAGUAAGCCUUUACUUUGAUGUUGGCAUGGCCACUGUUCAUAAGACAAUAAGAAAAGUCAGCAGUACAAUAAAUGAAUGUCUGGGCAGCAUAAUUCAGUGGCCCACUUUUAUGGAACAGCAGACCAUACCAGGAAGGAUUCAAUUGAAAAACACUAUACCAGACACAGUGGGCUUUUUAGACGGGACUCAUAUUCGACUUUCAUCAGGCCCUGGCGGCGAUCCUGACUACAUCAACAGAAAAUCAUUUCCAUCAAUGCAGCUCCAGGUUGUGUGUGAUGAUACUCUUCUGAUUCGUAACAUUUACACAGGCUGGCCGGGUAGCACACACGAUGCCAGGGUUCUGAGAAAUUCUGAAUUAUUCACACAAGCUGAAGCUGGAAAUUUAUUAGACAGAAACAAAAUUAUCCUUGCUGAUAGUGCCUACCCACUGAAAGGGUGGCUUAUUACCCCAUUCAGGGACAAUGGCCGGCUUGGUGCAAACCAAAGACGAUUCAAUCGGAUCUUGUCUUCUGCCAGACAAUCUAUUGAAAGAUGCAUAGGGCAUCUGAAAGGAAUGUUUAGAACAUUGCGUGAAAUACCCUUUCAUAAACCUGAGGAUAUAGUGUCCUUAAUUGUAUCUGGAUGCACUUUGCACAAUCUUUGCAUACUUCAUGAGGAUGAUGUUGAUGACUUCAUUGAAGGAGAUGACAUUGGACAUCCAAACAAUUACCCAAACAUUUUCAGAAAUGACCCAAACGGCAUAAACAGAAGGCUAGCCAUUAUGGCUAGACUUCCUUGAUAAAAUUUACAUCUGACUUUGAUUAAAAUUAACUCUUCAGUCUUUUUUCUUCAGUUUAUUUUGAAUAUGAUAACAAAUUUUCAACAUAGAAAUAAAAGCAAACUAAACAUGGCACCUGAGUUAUUUGACUAGAGUUUAAAAAUAAUAAAAUUAAUAUGUAACAAGAAAACAGUCACUUUAAGAGUAGCUAUUAAACAUCAACAUAUCAAGACCUCAAAAUCUGGCAUCUGCCAUAGAGGUCUCGAGUAUAAAAUUAAAAUGUAAAAGACCAACUGUACAGUCUGCAGUCUCCACUAUCAACUCAAUAAAUUGAAAAGAUAUUGAUACAAUGAAUAAAAAUAUUUCUUAAUUUUUUUUUUAGAUUCCCAUCUUAUUACAUCUUAGU